Lytechinus variegatus (green sea urchin) is the source of this 1220-nucleotide messenger RNA. RefSeq names its product glycine receptor subunit alpha-2-like. Gene Ontology annotation, molecular function: transmembrane signaling receptor activity; neurotransmitter receptor activity; chloride channel activity. Gene Ontology annotation, biological process: regulation of membrane potential; chloride transmembrane transport; signal transduction. The transcript has 4 exons. Lineage: Eukaryota; Metazoa; Echinodermata; Echinoidea; Temnopleuroida; Toxopneustidae. The record is from RefSeq and is a predicted model, not a curated record. Gene Ontology annotation, cellular component: neuron projection; membrane; synapse. Bases 73 to 849 code for a protein of 258 amino acids.
GGUGUAGAUUUCUUCGAUUGUACUGAACAGCAUUAUAAUGGGAUAUUCUCCUGUAUCCGAGCCCAGUUUACCAUGGAACGCACCCUGGGGUAUUACAUGCUGCAAGCAUUCAUCCCGAGUAUUUCCCUGGUAAUGGUAUCAUGGGUAACCUUCUGGAUCGAUGUACGAGCCUCUCCAGCUCGGGUAGGUCUCGGUGUCACCAUCAUUCUCUCCGUCAUCUCCAAGACCAAUGGUGUCAGGCUCGAUAUACCGCCCGUAUCAUAUCUCAAGGCGAUUGAUGUAUGGUAUACAACAUGUCUUCUUUUCGUCAUCGGUUCCCUCCUCGAAUACGCCUUGGUUCAUCAUCUUUCUCUUUCUCCAAAGAAGACCAAGCAGAGAAUCUUAGCUGUCAGACCAAAACAGGAUCCUCCAAAUCAAGAGAAUAUAUCGGUGGUUAACAAUGGAUCACUCUAUAACAUUUCGUCGUCUCAUCCAACACCUUCACAAAAUCAGCUCAUACGGCGAGAUGCAACAACCGGUGAAUUACGGACACUAGCAACAGCGCCAUCUCUCGACAACAAACCACAACCGGCGUUGCAGACGACAUCGAGACCGACGAGUCGUUUAGAUGGGUCGCUGCAAGGGAAGGAUACCUCUGACAAGCGGGGUCAAGAGGCAUCGGCAUUGGACCACUGUCGCGCCCUCCCUGGAGAAGCGCACCUGAUCGAUUUGAUUUGUAGAUGGCUUUUCCCAAUUGGAUUUGCAAUUUUCAAUAUUUGCUUUUGGGCAUAUUAUAUGCCACCGCAUUACACCCCCGCUUAUCUUGCGAACGACGAGAAAUUUGUAUCGCAUUCUGUUGGCGAUUUAUAGUUGUAGUUAUCAGUUAUAUGCCGGUAACUCAGCUUUAUGUGUCAGAUCAACAAUUUUUCAAUAAAGCAAUUUGAUAUUAAGUACAUGCCUUAUUUUAUAUUCGAGACUUUGAGAUGAUUGAUAUACCAGUUUUGAUACAAGAGAUUCAUAACCAGUCAGUUGCUGUAAUACACUGUUUCAGCGGUAUGCGUUUUCCCCAUUCAUUUUUAAGAGGGUAAAACAAUCAGAAGCAAUUGAAUUUCUCAAUAUGUGUACAUGUUUUACAUGAAACCGUUAAACAAGUGAAUAUGAAAAAGGAUAUCGUGUUCAAGUAGCGUCAAUGAAUAAAACAUAUGUAUUAUAAACAAAAUGUAUAUGUAUUAUAAAACAAA